AUGGAGGACUUCAGCAGUUUUGUGUUGGAAGAAUAUAUGGAUGAUAGUGAGCUGGAAGUUGUUCUGUCCGAAAUGGAUGAGAGCGCUUUAUACGUCGGGCACCGGACGAGAUCAUACAUACACCGCGAUUUUGUCGAAGCAGAAAGAAUCCUCUUCGAUGAUUACCUCGGCGAGAAUCCCAGGUAUAACGACAGGAUGUUUUUGAGGAGGUUCCGCAUGACGAAGGAGAUGUUCUGGCGCAUUUCCGAUGGCCUAAAGAACCACGAUUUUUUCAAACAAAAAAUCGAUGCCGUCGGAAAGCGCGGACUCUCCACCGUCCAGAAAGUGUGCGCAGCGGUACGGAUGCUGGCAUACGGGACCUCCUCAGACUCCGUCGACGAAUACCUUAAAAUGGGAGAUUCAACGGCAAUGUUGUGCCUAAAGGAGUUUUGCUCCUCGGUAAUCGCAGUGUUUGGUGAUCGUUAUCUACGGUCACCAAACGCUGCAGAUAUUGAGCGACUCCUCCAAGAGGGCGAAAAAAGAGGGUUUCCCGGUAUGCUUGGUAGCAUCGACUGCUGGCACUGGCAGUGGGACAAGUGCCCAACCGCCUAUAAAGGUAAGCAGUAUUUUAGAUGA
Sabethes cyaneus is the source of this 615-nucleotide messenger RNA. RefSeq lists its product as uncharacterized. The transcript is spliced from 2 exons. NCBI's taxonomy places the organism in Eukaryota, Metazoa, Arthropoda, Insecta, Diptera, Culicidae. Bases 1 to 615 code for a protein of 204 amino acids. The record is from RefSeq and is a predicted model, not a curated record.